Molecule: messenger RNA, 2437 nt
Organism: Penaeus indicus
Lineage: Eukaryota; Metazoa; Arthropoda; Malacostraca; Decapoda; Penaeidae
Product: cilia- and flagella-associated protein 251-like
Exons: 1
Coding region: 33-1622 (529 amino acids)
Source: RefSeq, a predicted model, not a curated record
CGGCCAGUGUGAGACGAAAGAGUCUGGGGAAAAUGUGGAAGAACGGAACAAAGGCAGUAAAGAAAUCGAAACGCAGCAAGAAAGAGGGAAACACAGGAAAAGGCGAAGACGAGAAAACGAAAGGAGAAGACACAGCGAGCGGAGGAGAGAAGCAAAGCCAGUGGGAGAGUGUGAUGAGAAAGCCGAACAGAGGAAGUGAAGAAUCCGCAGAAUAUGAAAGCGGAAUGAUGAAAAUUGAUGACAGCGACAGUGCGAAAGAGAUGACGAACGAAGAGAAAGAGAGCGAGUCUGAGGAAGGAGUAGCUGGAGAAGAACAAGGAGAGAGAACGAAUGAUGAUGCUGUAGAAGGGGAUGAAGAAGAGAAGGAGAAGGAAAGAGAGAUAAUGGAAAGUGAAUCUACAAAAGAUAGCAGUGAUAGUAGCGAGAAAAUUUACGAAGAAUCAGAAGAAACGACCCAGAGUGAAGGAGACAAUUUGGAUGAAAACAAUGCAAAGAAACCUGAGGAAGAAACAGGAGAUGUAGAAAGAGAACAAAUCGAUAAACCAGAAGAAAAUGCUCAAUAUAGAGGAGUAUCAGAGGAUGAAUUUUACGAGUCUGUCAUUGAAUUCCCGAAGGAAACAACAGCGGACAAGGAGGCAGAUAUAUCGGGCUACGAUCAUGAUAAGGAAGGAAAGAGGAAUGAAGAAACUAGCGAAAUUUCGACUGAAAAUGGAGAAAGGGAACCACUCGAAACAAAAACAGAAGAGGAAACAAGUAACGAAAAGGAAGAGAAAGAAGUUGAUGAUGAAAUAUUGGUGAAAAAUGGAGAGAUAGAAGAAAAAGGAGAAAGAGGAUUGGAUGAUCAGAAGGAAGCAGAGCCUAAAGUAGACGAAAAGAAGGAGGAGGAAGAAGACGAAGAGCAGAAGAAAGGAAAAACUAAUGAAAUGAAUAAGGAGGAUGAAGUAGUUGAAGAAUAUAUGGAAGUGGCAAAUCUGGACGAAGAGAAGAAUAAACUGUAUGAAAAGGAGGAGUUGGAAAAAGUGGAUAAAGAAUAUGACGAGGCGACCCACGAAAGAAUCCCUGAUAUAGAGAAAGAGGAAGAGGGCAAAUCCUCAGAAAACAAUCCUGACAUAGUCAAAAUAGAGGAUAAUAAAUCAGAUGAAAGUCAGAAUAACGAAGAAACACUGAUGGGGAAAAUGAUCCAAACAGGAGGACAGGAAGAGGAAGGAGAGCCUGAAGAGGAAAGCAAUAUCGUGGUCAAAGAGGGAGAGGAAGAGAUAGACGAGGAGAAAGAAACGAGCGUAGGAAGUUCAGACGAACAGGAAGAAGUGCGAUACGUUGUCGAGAAAAUCUUCAGCGCGAGAAGACGCGAAUUGGUGAUCCGUGUGAACGACGUAAACGCAGAAGAAGAAAAAGUCGGAGCGAUUGAAUGCAGCGAGACCAAACUUUUCAUCGAGCCCAGUACAAAGAAGGGAGACGAGGGAGACGAGGAGGGAAGAGAAGGAGAACAAGAAGAAGGGGCGAAUCAACUGCCAAAAACUGGGCUAAAAGAAAUAGACUUGAGGAAUGACACCGUGGACGGAAGUGCGGAAAUAAUGACCGAGGAAAUCAAGGGAAGAGAAUGCAAUAGCAACAAUUUAUGAAAAUAAGAUAGAAGUAUCAUGUUUAUCUUUGGAAAAUACAACAGUCGAGGAGGAAAAGGAAAACGACGAAGUAACUGAAGAUCCGAACGAGGCAGUUGAGAAAGAUAUGACAGAGUCGAUGGAAAAGAACCACACAAGCGCGGAGGAUAAGGAAGGAGAAUUAAACGAGGAAGAGCCAGCAAAGAUAGCGACGUGGAGGAAAGAGAUAAAUAAGCACGAAGUCAGAGAAGAGGAACAUGUUACUUUCUCGAAGGAAGGAGGAAGUGAAACAACAGAGGAUUACGAAGACGCCUUAACAGAGAUCGAAGACGAUUACCCUGCGAACGCCAAGAAACCCGAAGUCAUACAAGAACAAGAAGACGACGAAGUAGAAGACUCGGUGAUUAGCGAAGAGGUAAUCAUCCACGAAGGCUGGACUGACAUCGUUAUUGAGCAAAGGGAAGAGAGUGAGGAACCAGAGGACAUCGCAGAAAACAACGGGCAAUGGGGCCUAGAGUGGGUUCAGAGGAGGAGGUCCUUCGAGACCCAGACCUUCAGUGUCGUGGAGGAGGAAGAAGUUGGAGCGGAGAAGAACGAGGAUUCGGACAUGUCGGUCCCUGGUCAAGAAGGGGAAAGCACAGCAGCGGAAGAGGAAACUGGAUGGACGCUAGUAAACCUUGAAUCCGAUGACAAGACUGAGAAAAGUGAAACUGAAAGCAUUUUAAAAGAGGAGAGUAAAGAUGAGGUCAUAGUUUACAAUAAUGAAACACAAAAUAAAAGCGAAAUGAAGGAAAGCGUCGCCACUCAGAAUAGGAAAGACGGCACCAUAAGUGGAG